Messenger RNA from Silurus meridionalis, 2610 nucleotides. It is a transcript of the gene acer2, whose product is annotated as alkaline ceramidase 2. The transcript has 6 exons. Lineage: Eukaryota; Metazoa; Chordata; Actinopteri; Siluriformes; Siluridae. The coding region runs from base 506 to 1330 and encodes 274 amino acids. Gene Ontology annotation, cellular component: membrane. Gene Ontology annotation, biological process: ceramide metabolic process. Gene Ontology annotation, molecular function: hydrolase activity, acting on carbon-nitrogen (but not peptide) bonds, in linear amides. The record is from RefSeq and is a predicted model, not a curated record.
CAUUGCACUACUCAGCCCUGGUAUUCACCCUGUUCCCGGUGGCGAAGGAUAUGAGCUCGGUGUUUAUGUUUUUUGCACAUUCUUUCGCGAUUGACUUUCUCCAAAGUUCGCGACAACAACUACCUGCUGCUGACACGAGUCAAGCAGGAAACUGUGGGCGCUGACACCAGUGCGCAUGCGCAGAUGCACACGUCGCUGUGUUGUUAUCGUUAGUCUGAGUGGGUGAGAGAGAGAGAGAGAGACACGCACACAAAGCGCGUCCCCGUGAACUGGACUUUCACCUCGAGUUGGACACAAAGAUGACAAGUCCGGACGAGUGGACCAGCAACCAGAACGAAACGAAAGCGUGGUACAAAAGCAGUUUGACGUUGAAGUUGUCCACGUAAAACUCUUGGCUUUGUGUACGAGCUCCGAUCAGCCGCAAAGAGGACUGCGUGGUUUUGUGUGUAUGCAAGUGGGCAUACAAGCGUGCGUGCAUGUGUGUGUGUGUGUUUGUGGUUAAGCCAUGAGUGUACGGUUGUGGGAUCAGCUCCAGGCUGGGAGCUCGGAGGUGGACUGGUGUGAAGGGAAUUAUCUGAUCUAUUCAGGAAUAGCAGAGUUUUAUAAUACGAUCAGCAACUUUUUAUUCUUCAUUCUGCCCCCUAUUCUGAUGUGGCUUUUCCGUCAGUACGCCACGCAUUUCAACAGCGGAAUCUAUCUCAUCUGGACCCUCCUAGUGGUGGUCGGGAUUGGCUCUGCAUAUUUUCACGCUACUCUGAGUUUCCUGGGACAGAUGCUUGAUGAAUUAGCAAUAUUAUGGGUACUCAUGUGUGCCAUUGGCAUGUGGUUCCCCAAGAGAUACCUGCCCAGGAUUUUCCGUAGAGACAGAUCAAGGUUUAAAUUGGUUGUAGGAAUCUUCUCUGGGAUCACCACUGUUCUGGCCUUCAUCAAACCAGCCAUUAACUCGAUUUCAUUAAUGACAUUGGGGAUUCCAUGCACAGCUCUUCUAAUCACAGAACUUAAGAGGUGCGAGAAUCUGCGCGUGUUUAAACUAGGCCUGCUCGCUGGUCUGUGGUGGACUUUAGCACUCAUGUGCUGGAUCAGUGACCGGAUAUUUUGUGAAAUGUGGUCAUCUGUAAACUUCCCAUACCUCCACUGUGCCUGGCACAUUCUGAUCUGCCUGGCCUCCUACCUUGGCUGUGUGUGCUUUGCUUACUUCGAUGCAGCCUCCGAAGCUCCAGAACAAGGCCCGGUGUUGAAAUUCUGGCCCAGUGAAAAGUGGGCCUUUAUUGGAGUGCCUUACGUAACUCUACUUUGUGUUCACCGCAAGCCAUCCAUCAAGGUGACAUGAUCAGCUGGCGAUGCUUCAAAUUUUGGCUGUCAGUGCACUUUUACAGAUGAACUAUUUUUCAGACUGAGAAUUUAGUGGUCUAUAAAGUGUUUUGUUUGUAUUGUUAAUUUAUAUAUUUUCCUUAAGCAUAUAUUGUCAUACAAUUUUUCCAGACAUGACAGAAACCUUUUUUUGUUGUUGUUGUUCUUUGGACCCACGCACAAAAUGAACAUUUCUUUACGUCUGUAAGGAAAAAAAAAAUUCCCCCUGAAAUGAUAUUGUUUGUUACCCGUGCACAUUGCAUUUGAGAAUGCAUAUCACCCAUAGUACUUCCUAAUAGUGUGCUUGUUAAUGUGGAGAACUCGCUGGCUCAGGGAUAAAGGAAUGAGAGAUAGGUGACAGGUUCUCCAACAAAAAAUGCCUUUAUUUUGCCACUUUUUACAUUCACUUUCCAUUGUCUCAAUGCACGCACACGUGUACACUGUUUUGUGUUUUCUCUCCUGAGUCUCUCGUCCCUUAUCCUUUUAUCCUCCCCAGCUACCACUUAGUUUUUUUUCUUUAUUACUAAUGACUUCUUUUCAUUAUUUGAGUGUAAAAAUGGAAAUAAUAAACUAAAAUGAAAGCACAAUUUAUCAGCAUUCAACCAAUAUUUUCAGGGUCUUUAGACUUGCUGGUCUAAUGUUUAGUCAUAUCCAGUUGUGUGAACCCAGUGGUUAUCUGUAUGAAGAAGUACAAUUAAUGAAUUAAUAUUUUUUGCCAUAAUGCAAUUUUACACAAUUUUAGAAUGUGAGCUAUUUUUGUAAUGCUGUAUAGCACAAUGUACUAUGUAAAGUAUUGCACGGAACUGCAUAAUAAUCAAGUGUUCUUGCAAAAUACAAACAAACAAACAAACAAAUCCUCCAUGUUUCCUGAGGGAAUGUCUUGCAUGCUCUGUUAUACAGAAGCAGAAAACUCUAAAGUCCGUUUGUAGAUGGUUUUAAUUGAAUAUUUGAUUGAAAGUUGAUCUCAUUUCUCAACACGUUUGCAGUAAACCAGCUUUGCAAUGUUUUUCUAUAACUUAAGAUUUACUUUAAGUGUCAGACAAAGGCAUCAUUAUUUCAGAGGAUAAAUUGCUUUGUUUAAAUUAAAUCUGUUUGUUUUUUUGUAAAUGCUGAUUUAAAAUAGUCUUUUUGUAAGUAAAGACAAAACUGUUUUUACAGGACACAGCACAGAACCUCAGUACACGUCCCUCCUGUACUCGGAAGCAGACAAGAGGACUUUUUUCAAGUUUGUAAAAAAAUAAAUAAAUUCUGAUAAAUGAU